Molecule: messenger RNA, 4107 nt
Organism: Sus scrofa (pig)
Lineage: Eukaryota; Metazoa; Chordata; Mammalia; Artiodactyla; Suidae
Gene: ENTPD3
Product: ectonucleoside triphosphate diphosphohydrolase 3
Biological process (GO): nucleoside diphosphate catabolic process
Cellular component (GO): plasma membrane
Molecular function (GO): UDP phosphatase activity; GDP phosphatase activity; ribonucleoside triphosphate phosphatase activity
Source: RefSeq, a predicted model, not a curated record
UGGCGCACAGGGCCUAGCUUCCUAGGACAUAGUGGGGUCCUCAACUCUUCCUUCCAGACAUUCAGAAGCCACAAAGAGGGGUGAUCCAAGAGGAGCCUGCUCAGGCCUCUUGAUGGAAUCAUUCCAGGAUUCCUUGGGGUUACCCAGAGGGGCCGGAAGCCUACCUAUUGCUGCAUUAAAAAUAGACCUCAGGCAUUUGAAUGGUUGCAUUUUUGUCAUCUUUCCUAUUUGGCCUCUUCCAGGGAGUGUUUGUCCUGAACUUUGUCCUAAUGACACCCACAUAAAACACAGUGGAGGAGAGCAUUGUCAGUAACCAAUGAGAAUGUCUCUGGGCAUGGCCAAGGUGGUGCUGCUAAAACAUUUGAGAGGGGAAGUCUCUGUAUUACUUUGCUCUCUGGUCCAAAUGAUCCAGAGACUAGCCUGCUUAUUUGCCUCACCCCCAGCAUUACAGGUGUUUACUGGCCUCCACUCCAUGGAAAGAUGGGACACAGGGCCCACGUGUGCACACCCACUGAAUGCUCAGUCUCUGCCCUGCCCCCACUUGAGGUUAACAGUGGAGGAAACUAAAAGAUUAAAAGCCUCUUGGCCUUGACAUCAAAGAGGAAGGCAGGCAGUAGACACCUCUCGCCCACCUUCCCCAGGUAGGUCUGGGCAGGAUCGUGGAUGUAGACCCAAGGGCUCUCGGCGCCUCUGACCCCUGCCCGCCCCCAUUUCGGGUAAAUGUGUUGGGGAACUAGAAGAGGGAAGGUGAAGAGGUGCUCGGCCUGAACCCGCACAAGAGGCGGGCCUGGGCCGAGGCAGCCCCGCCCUGCCUCUCUCCGCCUCUCCCCGCCUCCACAGGAGCGUCCUGCGUGCCCGCCGCUGCCGGCUGGCACUGCGGCAGCGCGGGUCGCCUUCGCGUUGUUUGCGCACAGGUGAACACAAGGGACCCUGCGCCCAAACCGCCGCAGAAGGAUCGGGACGCUGUGAGGCUGGAAGAAGAGAUGUUCACAGUCCUGACCCGCCAACCCUGUGAGCAAGCAGGCUUCAAGGCCCUCUCCCGAACUUCAGCCAUCAUCGCCUUGGUGGUCUUGCUUUUGAGCAUUGCGGUGCUUGUGGCUAUUACACUCAUCCAGAUUCACCAGAGGGAGGUCCUCCUUCCAGGACUGAAGUAUGGAAUCGUGCUUGAUGCUGGGUCUUCCAGAACCACAGUCUACGUGUAUCAGUGGCCAGCAGAGAAGGAGAAUAAUACUGGAGUGGUCAGUCAGACCUUCAAAUGCAGUGUAAAAGGCUCUGGGAUCUCUAGCUAUGCGGAAAACCCCCAGGAUGUCCCCAAAGCCUUUGAGGAUUGCAUGCAAAAAGUCAAGGGGCAGAUUCCAGCCCACCUCCAUGGAUCCACCUGCAUUUACCUCGGGGCCACGGCUGGAAUGCGCUUGCUGAGGUUGCAAAACGAAACAGCAGCUAAUGAAGUCCUUGCAAGCAUCCAAAACUACUUCGAGUCUCAGCCCUUUGAUUUUAGGGGUGCUCAAAUCAUUUCUGGGCAAGAGGAAGGGAUAUAUGGAUGGAUUACAGCCAACUAUUUAAUGGGAAAUUUCCUGGAGAAGAGUCUGUGGCAUAUGUGGGUGCAUCCGAAUGGAGUGGAGACCACAGGUGCCCUGGAUUUAGGUGGUGCCUCCACCCAAAUAUCUUUCGCAGCAGAAGAGAAGGUGGGGCUGAACACCAGCGACAUUAUGAAGGUGUCCCUGUAUGGCUAUGAGUACACACUCUACACACAUAGCUUCCAGUGCUACGGCCGGAAUGAGGCUGAAAAGAGGUUUCUGGCACUUCUUCAGGAGUCUUCCACAGAGACCACAUUCACUAACCCCUGUUACCCUCGGAAUUACAAUACCACCUUCACCUCAGCACACGUGUUUGGCAGCCUGUGCACAGUGGACCUGAGACCUGAAACUUAUGACCCUGACAACAUCAUCACUUUUGAAGGAACUGGGGACCCAUCACUGUGUAGGGAAAAGGUGGCAUCUCUAUUUAACUUCAAAGCUUGCCAUGACCAAGAAGCCUGUUCCUUCAAUGGGGUGUAUCAGCCAAAAGUUAAAGGGUCAUUUGUGGCUUUUGCAGGAUUCUACUACACAGCCAGUGCUUUCAACCUCUCUGGGAGCUUUUCCCUACACACCUUCAACUCAAGCAUGUGGAAUUUCUGCUCACAGAAUUGGAGUCAGCUUCCACUGCUGCUUCCCCGGUUUGAUGAGGAGUAUGCGCGCUCCUACUGCUUCUCAGCCCACUACAUCUACCACUUGCUUGUAAAUGGAUACAAAUUCACUGAGGAUACCUGGCCCCAAAUACAUUUUAAAAAAGAAGUGGGGAACAGCAGCAUAGCCUGGUCUCUCGGCUACAUGCUCAGCCUGACCAACCAGAUCCCAGCUGAAAGCCCCCUGAUCCGCCUGCCCAUCAAACCAUCUGCCUUUAUGGGCAUCCUUGCCUCUUUGCAGCAGUGGCCUUGCUGUGUCUGACAUACUUUGUGUACCUGUGUGUGCUGUCCAGGAAUCAGAGGCACUUGCAGCAUACCUUGGACCAUGCGGUGGAUUCUGAGUGAGCCUCACAAAGCAGGUCCUGGAGCCUGAGGGUUGCCCAGAAGGCCUGGGGGGAAAAAAGCAAUGCAAGCAAAAUGCCUACCUUCAGGAAACACAGCUGAAGUUAAAUACAUAGGUCAUGUGACUCUCAGAUGCUGAUUUAUGCCAAAGCACCUCUUGGGGAGUACCUCAGCCUUUCUGUGCACAUUGCUCCACCAGACAUCCCAUCACCCACUAGUUGACCUACUGGGGAACAGAGACAAGACAGGCCAUCAAAGUCAGCCUCCUUAUUCCAAGUGUCCCAGAGGAAGAGUUAAGAAUAUGACUAUUUACGGAGUCCCUAUUGUGGCUCAGUGGUUAACAAAUCCGACUAGGAACCGUGAGGUUGCAGGUUCCAUCCCUGGCCUUGCUCAGUGGGUUAAGGAUCCAGCAUUGCUGUGAGCUGUGGUAUAGGUCGCAGAUGCGGCUCAGAUCCCAAGUUGUUGUGGCUCUGGCAUAGGCCGGCAGCUACAGCUCUGAUUAGACCCCUAGCCUGGGAACCUCCAUGUGCCUCAGGAGUGGCCCUAGAAAAGGCAAAAAGACAAAAAAAAAAAAAAAAAAAAAAAAGAAAGAAAAAGGAAGAAAAGAAUAUGACUGUUUAAUAUUGAAGAAUUGACCUAAGGGCUCAGUUUACAUUUUCCCUCCUUUAGAAAUGCCAUAUUCCUCCCAACAGGUUUAGAAGCUGGCAAGUGUCUAGUAAGCAUCUGGCCUAAUCAGAAGUCUGUCUCUUUGGCUGCACCCAUGGCAUUCAGAAGUUCCCAGGCAAGGGAUUAAACCCACACCACAGCAGUGACCUAAGCCACAACCGUGAUAAUGCCAGAUCCCUAACCAUUAGGCCACCAGGGAACUCCUCAGAUAUAUCAUUUUAUGGCUUCCUCUCUUUGGUCCUUAAUUAGACUUUCCUUAACAACUCCAAAAACAUUGAGCUCCCUCAGAUUGGUAGAAUUUCCUAUCUAGGGAUGAGGGGGAGCCUUUUACCCUGAGGACAGUGGCCACAGCCAAGUUCCUCUCAUGUAGGCAGAACCUUAGAAUGCCUGCAAGAAAACUGUAGGCCAUUCCUGAAGUGGGAUUCCCACUCCACCCAUGGUCGUUAGAUUGCCACCUAUGUAUCAUUCUCACCUCCCCUUCCCAUUGCUAUGUCCCUCUGUAAGUUGCUUACUCCUAACAAGGAUUCACAUUCCAGAUCAUUCUGCCUUUGCUAGGCUUUUGCUUAGAGCUGUCUUUCCAUCAUUAUCACCUUGUGUAUAUUUCAGCUACCAUUCCCACAGGUAUACCUAAUGCGGUCACAAGACAUACUAUUCUAAAAUUUGUUUAUUGAUUACUUUCCUAGAUAGUAGGCCUUUUCAUAAAAGUCACAGUUUUUGACUUAAGGAAAGAAAAGGAAGCUGCAGGGACAUUUAACUCCAAAGUGGGAUGGGAAAGAACUCCAGCAAGUCCAAUGGUUACAAAUUAAAAAUCAGCAUUCUUUCAGAUUAUAGUUUGUUUGCUGAAUAUGGAAUAAAGGAGUCUUAUUUUAUUGUGA